This is a messenger RNA of Aspergillus mulundensis, 2001 nucleotides long. RefSeq names its product glutaminase GtaA (gene gta1). The record is from RefSeq and is a predicted model, not a curated record. The coding region runs from base 1 to 2001 and encodes 666 amino acids. The transcript has 7 exons. Lineage: Eukaryota; Fungi; Ascomycota; Eurotiomycetes; Eurotiales; Aspergillaceae.
AUGCACUUCUUUUCAUUAGGCUUCCUGUGCGCAUCCCUGAUUGCCCUCACAAAUGCCCAAUCAACCUUCUCCCCGGCUCGCCCUCCGGCUCUACCUCUAGCGGUCAAAUCCCCUUAUCUGAGUACCUGGCUAUCUGCCGGGAGAGACGGUGGCAAUGGAGGCUAUCUUGCAGGGGAAUGGCCAACAUUUUGGGAAGGUCAGGUAACAGGAUGGGCUGGUCUAGUCCGUGUUGAUGGUCAAGUCUACACGUGGAUGGGACUUCCAGGCUCAACCACUGUGAAUCAAACUGCGUAUGAGUACACUUCGACGAAAAGCAUCUUCACCAUGCACGUUGGUGAUGCGGUAGAGAUGAAGAUAACCUUUCUCUCACCAAUUACGCCAAACGAUCUUCGACGACAGUCACUUGUGUUUUCGUAUCUUGAUGUGAGUGUCACCUCACUCGACGGAAAGUCCCACAGUGUACAGCUGUACGCCGAUAUCUCAGCUGAGUUUGUGUCUGGCGACCGCUCUGCCAUAGCACAAUGGGACUACGGUGUAACUAGUGGCGGCGUUGCCUAUCACAAAGUCCACCGUCAAACGCCGCUCCUCUUUUCUGAGAAUAGAGAUCAAGCGGAAUGGGGCGACUGGUACUGGGCAACCGACAGUGGCCCUGGGCUCACUUAUCAAGCUGGGCCAGAUGUCGAUGUUCGAGGAGCUUUCUCGAGUAGCGGGAGACUCAGCAAUAGCAACGACGCCAACUAUAGGGCGAUCUCGAACAACUGGCCAGUAUUCGGGUUUGCUCAUGACCUUGGAUCUAUCAGCUCAUCCACUAGUGCUCUUUUUUCAAUAGGCCUGACCCAGUCCCAAGCUAUUCAGUAUGCUGGGAGUUCUUCUACUCUAUCGCCAGUGCCGUCCCUAUGGACAAGUUACUUCAACACUGCGCUCGAUGCCCUCAAUUUCUUUCAUCAUGACUAUCAGGAAGCAAACUCCCUCUCCUCAGAUCUUGAUCAGCGCAUCGCUCAAGAUUCCAUUGCCGCUGCUGGCCAGGACUACCUUACCAUCACAUCCCUCAGCAUUCGCCAAGCGUUUGCUGCAACUCAGCUUUGUGGGCCAGCGGACAACCCCUAUCUCUUCAUGAAAGAGAUCUCUUCCAAUGGCAACAUGAACACAGUGGACGUGAUCUUCCCUGCUCAUCCCGUUUUCUUAUACACCAAUCCCGAACUGCUCAAGCUUCUCCUGCGACCUCAUUUUGAGAUCCAGGAAUCCGGCCAUUAUCCCAACUCCUACGCCAUGCACGAUAUUGGGGCUCAUUAUCCCAAUGCUACGGGUCAUCUGGACGGGAAUGAUGAGCCAAUGCCACUGGAAGAGUGUGGUAAUAUGAUUAUCAUGGCUCUAGCAUAUGCGCAGAAGGCAAACGACACCGCGUACCUCGAAACUCACUUUACGAUAUUGAGGCAAUGGGCGAACUACUUGAUUGAGGAUUCUCUUUAUCCGGCCAACCAAAUAUCCACAGACGAUUUUGCGGGCUCAUUGGCGAACCAGACGAAUCUUGCCCUCAAGGGCAUUAUUGGCAUUGAGGCCAUGUCGGUCAUCGCCGGUUUAGCGGUCGACUCUGAGGAUGCGAACAACCUUACCAAUUACGCUCACGAUUAUAUCGAAACAUGGCAGACUUUGGGCAUAUCACGUAGUGCAGCCCAGCCGCACACGACAUUGUCAUAUGGGUCGGACAGCUCCCAUGGCCUUUUGUACAAUCUCUACGCUGAUCGUGAGCUGGGUUUGAACCUGGUUCCGCAGUCCGUGUACGACAUGCAAAGCAGUUUCUACCCAACAAUCCAGGGUCAAUUUGGAGUGCCACUGGAUACCCGGCACCAAUACACGAAGGCUGAUUGGGAGCUCUUCACGGCGGCGGUCGCAUCAACGAGCACACGAGACAUGUUCAUCAGACUUCUUGCCAACUGGAUAAACCAAACGCCCACAAACCGCGCACUUACUGACCUCUACGAUACUACGACUGGGGGGUAA